GGACUGCUGUUGCAUCAUGAGCAUCUCACUCACUGUGUGAAUCAACAGUUGUCCUUCUUUGCCUUUAUUUUCCCCUCAAAUGGACAAUUAAAUAAUACAAUGGUGCGGUUUGAUAAGCAUACCAAUUAAAUUAUUCAUUUUUUUUGAGUUGUGUAUAUUUUAAUAUUAAUAAUGUACAAAAAACUUAGCAUAUAGUACUAAAUUAAUUAAUUAACCAUAUGUUUUCCAGCAAAUUGUAGUUGUCUCCAAUGUUGGAUCUCUUUCUCUACUUCACUCACUCAUUCUUUCUCUGCAACUAAUUCACAUUUUUCCUAUGAUGUUUCUAUUUAUUUUUUUCAACUAAGAAGAAAAAACACUAACCUUAAUUAUCAUAAUUCAUAUUCAACUUUGGUCAACAAAAAAAAAUAGUUUUGAUAUUCAACACCAACGUCUCUUUUGUAUAUGUUUUGAUUAUUACAUAUUUUGUAACGCUUAUUACACUAUUUACUACCAUCUUUGACUUGGCUUCUUCUUUUGCAAAAUUUCCUUUUCUCUUUCUUUUUGAUUUUUUUAAUUAUUAUAUAUAUUAUGUGAAAGCUUUGCCUUAUGUGCGUUUCUCUUCUAUAUUUUUCUUUGCAACCUUUUUCUUUGUUCUUAUGAUGAAUAUAACAUAAUAUAAGAACACAAAACCCUUGUCUUGAAAUCUUGUUUUUUUCAUCAAAAUUAAUUUCUAUGAUUUUUGAAUGGUGAUCAAGUCUCAGGAUGUGAUGGCUUUUGGUUUCUUUGCUUGGAGUUCUUUCAUCCGGUUAAGCAGCAUAGCAUAUUUUUCUCAGAUAGGGAAUUGAUUGUGAAGUGUUAAGAGGAUUUUGGAGUUGAGUCAAAAACAAAAAAGAAAGAGGAUUUUGGAGAACAUAGAAAAAGUCUUAUUUGUGAAUGACCUAUUAUGACUAAAAAAGCAUUGCCAGUUCCAAAUUUUGGUAGUGACUUUUGCAUUAGUUACCAUAACUCUUCAUCACAAAAGAUGAGAAUUAUUGAAUUGUUACCACCCUCCAACGGCAACGGUUCUUCAAAAGAAGAAGAAGAACCUUUACCUCAGGAUGCAGAUUAUGUAUUAAGUCUCAGCGACGAGCUAGAGACUUCGAUCUUGGCAAGAUUUCCAAGAUCAUUACACUGGAAACUAUGUUUUCUAAACAAGAGAUUCUUGUCUCUAAUGAAAAGCGGCGAAAUCUACAAAAUAAGGAAGGAGUUAGGACUCAAAGAACCGUCGGUUUUCAUGUUAGCUAGCGGGGAAAGCAAUUGGUGGGGUAUGGAUUGGCCUUUCAAAUCAAGCAGGAAGCUUCCGAGGAUUCAAUCAGAUUACAGCUUUGAAUUUGGUGAUAAAGAGUCAUUCUCUGCAGGGUCACAGUUAUUGGUUUCAGGCAAAGAAAUCGAAGGAGCAGUUAUUUGGAGGUACGAUUCGGAAACUAAUGAAUGGUUUAAAGGGCCAUUCAUGAUCAAUCCAAGGUGUCUAUUUGCUUCGGCUAGUUCUGGUAAUUUCGCUUUUGUUGCCGGUGGAUUAGAAACAAACACUUAUAGCGAAGUAUUGGAUACUGCUGAGAAAUAUGACUCGAAAAGCAAAACUUGGAAACCGUUACCAAAGAUGAAUCUAAAGAGAAAAUUUUGUUCUGGUUGUUACAUGGAUAAGAGAUUCUAUGUUAUUGGUGGACAAGACGAGAAUAAAAAGGAUUUAACUUGCGGAGAGUUUUUCGACGAAAAGACAAAUACAUGGAACUUGAUUCCUGAUAUGUUGAAAGAUAUUCCGCUUUCGGUUUCACUUUCGAUUUCACAGUCUCCGCCUCUAAUAGCUGUUGUUAAUAAUGAGCUUUACACACUCGACGCGUCUUCUAACGAGUUGAAAGUUUACAUUAAAGGGAUGAAUAAGUGGAAGAAGUUAGGUGUUGUUCCGGUUAGAGCCGAUGAACAAGGUGGUUGGGGUGUGGCAUUUAAAUCACUCGGUGAUCAGUUACUUGUUAUUGGUGCGCCUUCGGUUUCGCAUAAAGAGCGUGCUUUGGCAAUUUAUACUUGUUCUCCUGAUCCUGAAGGUGAGAGAUUGAAAUGGAAGCAAAUUGAUUGUGGAAGUGUUCAGCUUAAUCAUUUCAUUAGGAACUGUGCUGUUAUGAUGGGAAGUUCUUGAAAGGUAAAAUGUAAAGCACUGACACUUCAGAUCGAAGGCGUGUCUGUGUCAGAGUUUCGUGAUGAAGCCAAUCUUUAAAAUAAAACUUGGAAGGUUUAUUUAGUUUAAUGUGGAGGUGUAUUUAGAUGAAUCUUAUGUGCUUCUUGUUAUUUGAUCUUUAUUUCUAAUGUUAUAUGUUUUGAUGUGUAAUUUGUUCCUUUGCAUCUAUGAAUAUGGCAAGGGAGUGAAAUUGGUAACUAAGUUACUUCUGUUGUUGGUGAAGAAAAUUCAGAUUAUGAGCUUUAAUUGGCCUCUCAAAUGCUAAUUUUUCAUAAAUUAUUCUGAUA
Messenger RNA from Trifolium pratense (red clover), 2478 nucleotides. RefSeq names its product F-box/kelch-repeat protein At3g27150. The record is from RefSeq and is a predicted model, not a curated record. Gene Ontology annotation, molecular function: protein binding. Bases 923 to 2152 code for a protein of 409 amino acids. Gene Ontology annotation, cellular component: cytosol. The transcript is spliced from 2 exons. NCBI's taxonomy places the organism in Eukaryota, Viridiplantae, Streptophyta, Magnoliopsida, Fabales, Fabaceae.